AUGAUUCCACUUUUGUUUUUUUCUGGUCUUGUUGUUGAGUUUUCUAUAUUAUUUAAUAGAACCUUUCAACACAAUAAUAGAGAAAUAAAUAAAUACCAACUAUUUACCAACGAAGAAUCUUUCAACAAAAAUAAAAACAUAAUUAAUCAAAAAUAUUCAUUUGAACAAACCUUAGAAUUUUAUUUAAUACCUAAUUAUCAUAUCAGAGAGAAUAAAAAAGACGGAAUAGAAGACAUAGAAAAACAUCCAAUAAGCAAUCUUACCAUUAAAGAUAUAAAAAGAUCUGAGCCUUCGACCAUUGAAGAUAAUAAAGAAAUUUCAUUACUCAAAUCAUUUAAUUACUACUUGAAGAAAGACCAAAUUAAUGAUAAAAGUUUGGAUAUAGAUGACUUAAAGAUUACAAAAUAUUUAAAUGAGAUUAUUGAACUACGAAACCCACUAUGUAGUAAGAUAAAUGAUUUACACUGA
Messenger RNA from Dentiscutata erythropus, 468 nucleotides. NCBI's taxonomy places the organism in Eukaryota, Fungi, Glomeromycota, Glomeromycetes, Diversisporales, Gigasporaceae. The record is from the annotation of a GenBank genome assembly.